GGUUUCUCGUUGAGCAGUCACUGACUAUAGUAUAAUUCACCCCACAAGCACUUCGAUAAUCCAUCUUGAAACUAUAAAUCAAUCCCGCUGCAGGGUACCAGGUAUGUGUGACAACAGAGCUGAAAAUAGAAUCACAGUGGUAUCCUGGGCGCAUCCCCGAAGGCCUCAGUCACCGCCCAAGAGAAUCAAGCUUCAGGACCCUCCAAGCGGGCAGCCAUUAAAUACCAACCAGGCCAUAUGCACGCCUGCCCAUUCUUUGAUCUUGUUUCCCUCAGAACAAGAUGGAUUCUCAACUCACCCUCGUAGACAACAUAAUCCUUCCAGAACGUGAAGCCAGCACCGUCCUAACAUUCACUCGUGAUAGUCUACUGAAUUCCACGUUACACCUUCGUGGAACCAGUCGUGUUGCAUACGUGAUACAAACUAAUAACCAUUCAACACGCACCGAGAUACGGAAAAUCAUUCCCGGCAAUGACGAAUCUCCUGUUGUUGUCAGGAUCGAUCGAAGCGAUCUCCUAGCGGACAAGAUCACCUUCACGGGCAUUCCCUCAAUGAAGAUUAGCCAAUGGCUCAAGAGCAAGAAGUUCACAGAUCCAUACGCCUCUUCCACUACCAAUAGCGCACCAAUGAGAUACGUCUGGAAACCUACUAGUGCCAGUGAGAUUGCACUUUACAGAGAAGACAUACCUUUCCGGCCGAUCGUGUGGUUCAGGUCCUCGUUACGCUCAGUUGAACCCGCGUAUCUCGCCCUCCAACCAGAAGCAGAAAGUCUACAGGAUGUCGUUCUGGCUUCUUUGGUAAUUGUCGAGCAGCGUUAUCGGGUGAAGGAUAGAAUGGCUUCUGGACGACCGUCUUCUUCCAUACUGGGCAACGCAGCGUGUAUCUUGUUAUCCGAACGAGCCCGUUGGCAUCUCAAGUUAUCAGGGGCAUAGAGCAAAGAUAGGUUCCACACCCGUGCAUCCUGCCGAUCACGUAGCACAGUGACAGUUCGUCGGCAAUUGCAAAUGAAUCACAGAACCUCCUUCCCCUGGGAUCUUUAUUCCAUUUCGUCCAAUGGAAUACGUACACGUAGCAAAGUCGGACUUCGCUGAAGUGUACAUCUUACAGGUCUUCAGCAGAGACAUUCAAUGCUGCCCUGAUAGCUAAUGGUGCGGCCAUUGUCGAACGUCGGACUUUGCGAACAUUCACCGGAAACUUGAAGUAAAUAAGGUACGCGAUUCCCAGUGUUCCAGGCAUUUAUUGUAGAGCUUAGUGCAUAAUCGUGUAAUUCGUCUACGAAGGAUGCUCAUUUAGCAUUAC
Messenger RNA from Somion occarium, 1299 nucleotides. The record is from the annotation of a GenBank genome assembly. Lineage: Eukaryota; Fungi; Basidiomycota; Agaricomycetes; Polyporales; Cerrenaceae.